Dermatophagoides farinae (American house dust mite) is the source of this 2862-nucleotide messenger RNA. The record is from RefSeq and is a predicted model, not a curated record. NCBI's taxonomy places the organism in Eukaryota, Metazoa, Arthropoda, Arachnida, Sarcoptiformes, Pyroglyphidae.
UCCAAUCUGACAUUGAUGAUUGAUUUAACCGAUAAUGAUCUGAAUUCAAGUAGUUUUGAACCAGAAUCAUUUCUUGGUGCUAAAAGACCAUUAAAAAUUCAUCUUGGAUUAAAUGGCUGUAAUUUGAAAUUGGAUCAUUUAUCUGAAGAAAUUUUUCGUCCAUUUUUGGAUGAAAAUCUUAAAAAUACUAUCGAUGUUGGCCGUCAUUGUUUCAAUCUUCAAUGUGGUUGUCGUAUGGCAUGGACAUUAUCGGAACGUUAUCGAUUACGUGUGAAAAAUUUCCGCUGUUCAAAUGAUCGAAAUAAUACCGUAUAUUUUAGUGAUUAUAUGCGUAAUAAAACCUGUCCAUAUUAUAGACAAACAAAAUCGACAACGGCACCAACACCACAAGAUACAUCGAUAACUAUAACUGAUCAGAUAAAAGCAAAUGAAAUACCCAUAGAUUCAAAAGAUUCAUAUCGAAAUGGUACAACGGUAAUGAUGGAAACAAUAACAUUUGGUGAUCAUCAUCGUGAUUAUUGUUCAACGAAAAAAUGUUCAAAACAAGGAAUCGAAAUGAAUACAUAUAUUAAUCGUUCAGUUGAUCCAUGUGAAUCAUUCUAUGAUUAUGCUUGUAAUGGUUGGGAAAGUAAACAUUUAUUAGAAUAUCUAGUACAAUUCUUAUCGAAUGGUGGAUCAGAAUAUGAUAAUUUUGUUAAAGUUCAAUUGAAAAUUGAAGAAAAUUUUGAAAAAUUACUCACAAUUGAUCAAGUUUUAUUGUUACCGCCGAAAAAUAUCACUUCAUCAUUGUCCACAACAACGCAGCCACCAUCAAUUGAAUUGCCAUCAAAAUUUGAGAAAACGAUACUAGCUACCAAUAUUCGUACAAUGUAUACGAAAUGUAUAUCGGCAACAAAAGAACCAGAUUUUGAUAUUUUAAAUCAUGUAUUACAAGAUAUUGGCGGUUGGCCAUUAUUAACAAAACGUUUUGAUCGUGAUCAAUAUCGUUGGGAAAAUUAUUUCCAUACCAUUGUCAAUCAAUAUAAUGAUCAUAUAUUCAUUGAAUUGGAAUCAAAUAUUGAUGAAAAACAAAUGAAAUAUUUAAUGAUCAAAAGCGGUGGUUUCAUUGUGUCACAUCGUAAAUUAUUAUCAGUAAAAUUGAAUCGUUUAGAAUCAUAUGCUAAUUAUAUACUUGCAACGGCAUCACAUUUUGGAGCUAAAAAUCAUCAAAACGAAACAAUGGAUGAAGUAUGGGAAAUGAUUAAAUUUGAAAAACAAUUAGCCAAUAUUGCUAAAAAAAGUAUGGGACCAGAAUUUAUGAUACAACGAAAAAUGGAAACAUUAGGAUGUUUAAUACAGGAAAUUGAUUGGCUUUACGUAUUGAACAAUAUACAACGUACACAUCGUAUAAUGAAUGAUUCGAAUUUUGCUAAAACCAAACUAAUGUUUGAUGUUCAUUAUUUGAUUGAAUUGAGCCGAUUAUUAGUACGUACUGAUCAACGUAUUAUUGCCAAUUAUAUUGGCUGGCGUGUUAUGGAUUCAAUUGGUUAUCAAUUUGGUGGCACAACAUUCAUAGAUAUACAGCAAAAUUUUUAUAGCACCGAAUCAAGAGAAGGAUUAAAAGCAAUGAAAAAACAAUGUUUAGAACCAUUGCUACAAUCGAUACCAUAUUUAAUGGCAAGAAUUUUUGCCGAAAAAAAUCUACCAUCAAGUGCACGGCAAAAUGCCCAGCAAAUAAUUGAAACAGUGAAAAAUUCGUUUAUUGAAUCAAUGAGAAAAAAGAAUUGGAUCGAUGAACCUAAACGUGAAUUGAUUGAAAAAGUAGAAAAAAUCAAUAUCAAUGUCGGUUAUCCAGAUUGGGUGAUGGAUGAUGAAAGUUUGGAAAAUUACCAUAGUAUUCUGAAUUACACGAUACCGGAAAAGAAGAAAAAUAAUUUAACUACAUUGAUGAAAUUCUAUUCAAAGGUACAGGAAUGUAAAAUUUUACAUCUAUUAUCACAGAUUGGUGAACGUGUAAAUAAAAGCCAUUUUUGGGAUCCAUUACCAUUACAUGUUGGUGCUACAUAUGAUUAUGUUGGACAUAUGAUCACUAUUCCAAUGGGAUUAUUACAACCACCAUUCUAUGAAGAUGAUCGUCCAUUCUAUCUAAAUUAUGCAUCAUUAGGAUCAUUUUUUGGCCAUGAAAUGGGUCAUUCAGUUACACCACGUUAUAGUGAAUUUGAUCAAUUAUUACCACCAUGGAGUAUGAAUAUUCUUAAAGAUUAUCUAUUUAAAGCACAAUGUUUUGUAUCACAAUAUACAAGCUAUUAUGAUAAAGAAGCUGAUUUACAUCUUGAUGGCACACGAACAUUUGAAGAAGAUAUGAGUGAUUUAGCCGGAAUACAAGCCGCCUAUUAUGCUUAUCAAGAUGUGGCGAAACGUUUUUUGGCUAAUCAAACACCAAAUGGUACCAUUUCCAAUGGACAAUCACCACAAUCGAUGGCUAUCCAUGUUCAAAGAAUUCAAGAAUUACCAGAAUUUUCUAUUGAUAUGUUAUUUUUCAUAUCAUUUGCACAGAAAUGGUGUCGAUUUAGUACACAUGUACAGACACGGAUUCGUAUAUCGAAAUCUGUUCAUUCACCAGGCAAAUAUCGUGUAAAUGGUGCUCUCAGUAAUUUGGAUGCAUUCGCUAAAGCUUUCAAUUGUCCAAUUGGUUCAGCUAUGAAUCCGGCGAAACGUUGUGAAAGUUGGUGAAAUUUUUUUUCUUCUAGUUUAGCUCAUAAUUUAAUCAUUGUUUUUCGUGCGUCGUAUUUUGAAUUUAAUUUAAAAUUUAAAAUUUAAAAUUGGAUAAUAAAAUUAUAAAAAAAUGUUAUCAUUUGGAAUAAUGUUUGAAUCCAUUGUUAG